Homarus americanus (American lobster) is the source of this 2598-nucleotide messenger RNA. RefSeq names its product E3 ubiquitin-protein ligase RNF14-like. The record is from RefSeq and is a predicted model, not a curated record. Gene Ontology annotation, biological process: ubiquitin-dependent protein catabolic process; positive regulation of proteasomal ubiquitin-dependent protein catabolic process; protein polyubiquitination. Gene Ontology annotation, molecular function: zinc ion binding; ubiquitin protein ligase activity; ubiquitin conjugating enzyme binding. The transcript is spliced from 7 exons. Gene Ontology annotation, cellular component: ubiquitin ligase complex; cytoplasm. Lineage: Eukaryota; Metazoa; Arthropoda; Malacostraca; Decapoda; Nephropidae. The coding region runs from base 102 to 1670 and encodes 522 amino acids.
CCUGCCAUCAGCUGCCGCCACUGUAAACACUGGCUGGUCUUACUCAACACCACACCUAACAUAACUAGCCUUUAAAAUCAAUUCCAGGAGGGGCUGAGAAGAUGUCGCUUGACACAGAAGAGCAGGAUGAUGAACUCCUUGCCUUGGCCAGCAUCUACGAGGACUCCUUCACAUCAGUACAGGACCAAGAGGCCGACCCAACGGAAACACAGCAGGACUUUAGUCGAGGGGGAGAGUUGGCCAUCUGUCUUGAGCUGCCUCCAGAAUUUGGCCUAUUGACAAGGCACAAUGGUGAUAAUGGUGAGAUGCAGGAACAGAGACACGUGGUGGAACACUUGCCGCCCAUCUACCUUCACUUCACCUACCCGGCCACUUACCCCUCCAAACACCCUCCAAGUUUUACCCUCUCCUGCAAGUGGCUUAACAGAUCUCAGUUGACUCUUCUCUGUCAACAACUGGAUAAAUUAUGGGCAGAAAAUGAAGGCUGUGUUGUGAUGUUUACCUGGGCGCAGAUUCUCAAGGAUGAGAGUCUCGAUCUCCUCGGGUUGACAGACACACUGGACCUGGAUAACAUAAGACCCAUUCGGCAGCCAGCUAGUGUAACAAAUGACUGUGGUCUGGUGGCAGCUGGUAAUGGCCAUGGGGACACUUGUGGUGCUAUCAGUAAAUCCUUUGGGGAUGUGACAUGUGAUAAUAGUGUGAGUGAUAGUAAUAAUGGCGGUGGUGACAGUGAUGGCGGAGCUUCGAGUCUGUCCCUGUCCAGACAAAAUAGUCAGAACUACGACAGUCGAACUAUUCAAGACAUUGCUCCUAAGACGAACAUGCUGAGGCUCCUUAGAGAUUAUGAUGAAGAGAUGAGAAGGCAAGUGUUCGGUACUAAGAAUUUCGAGUGUAAGGUUUGUUUCGCUGACAAACUCGGGACGAACUGUUUGGAGUUCUGGCCGUGCCGACAUGUUUACUGCAAGGACUGCAUGGCGUCGUACUUCACCGUGCAGAUCAGUGAGGGGAAUAUACAGUUCCUCAGAUGUCCCGAAAUUAAGUGUGACUCUGAGGCUAAUCCUAAGCAGGUGCAGGAGUUAGUUCCCGAAGACCUGUACCAGAAGUGGGAUCAGAUGUUGCUCAACUCUACGCUCUCUUCUCUGGGUGACAUUCAGCCCUGUCCACGUUACCACUGUCAGUACCCUGUCACCAUUGAGGAAGGGCAGGGGCAGUGUCCCUCCUGUAAAUUUGUCUUCUGUGGAAUAUGCAGGUUCGGUUGGCACGGCGUCGAUCCCUGCCGCUUGAAACACAGUGAGUCUAGAAAGAUCAUGGAACUUUACAUUAAUGGGGAGGAAUCCGAGAGAAAACUCUUGGAAGAUCAGUAUGGCAAGAAGUACUUAAGUUUGCUACAGGACGAGUACCUCUCUCUCAACUACCUGGAGAAGAACUCUAAGAAGUGCCCAAGGUGUCAAGCUAAAAUAGAGAAGAUAGAUGGAUGCAACAAAAUGACCUGUCAGAGAUGCAGCAUAUACUUCUGCUGGCUGUGUAUGUGUAUGCUGAACAAGGCACGGCCCUACGAGCACUAUAAUGAUCCCCACUCGCCCUGCUUUAACAGCCUCUUCGCUGGGAUGGCCGAGGAUGACGACAUCUGGGAUGAUUCUGACGACGAGAUGGGUGCGCUCCUGGAGUGACUGGUGGUGUUGAGAUGUGCGCUCCUGGAGUGACUGGUGGUGUUGAGAUGUGUGCUCCUGGAGUGACUGGUGGUGUUGAGAUGUGUGUCCUUGUGGAGUGACUGGUGGUGUUGAGAUGUGUGUCCUUGUGGAGUGACUGGUGGUGUUGAGAUGUGUGUCCUUGUGGAGUGACUGGUGGUGUAGAGAUGUGUGUCCUUGUGGAGUGACUGGUGGUGUUGAGAUGUGUGUCCUUGUGGAGUGACUGGUGGUGUUGAGAUGUGUCCUUGUGGAGUGACUGCUGGUGUUGAGAUGUGUGUCCUUGUGGAGUGACUGGUGGUGUUGAGAUGUGUGUCCUUGUGGAGUGACUGGUGGUGUUGAGAUGCGUGUCCUUGUGGAGUGACUGGUGGUGUUGAGAUGUGUGUCCUUGUGAAGUAACUCUGGUGUUGAGAUGUGCGCUCCUUGAGUAACUGGUGUUGAGAUGCGUGUCUUUGUGAAGUAACUGCUGGUGAUAAGAUGUGUUUCCUGUGGAAAGUUUUCAAUUUUCUCAGUUCUUUCUCUACUAAUGUUGUUCAAUUUGUUAUGUUUUCUUUUGUAUUGCUUUGCCGCUCAUUUAUCCAAGGGAAAAAAAAAACCUAAUUCAAAUCAUUUGGUAUUUUAUUCAGAAUCCAACAUCACCUAAACGUAUUAGAAUUUAAUUAGAAUCUAAGAAAGACAUUUGUAUUCUAUUUUCAACUGUUGAAUUUUAUCCCAGAAAAAUAUAAAUAAAAAAAUAUAAAAUGUUAUGGAGAGGAAAGGUACUAUGCAUAUUGAGUCUGAUGUUAUCUUUGUGUACCGGUAUGUUCCGUGAGACCAGACGACAUAGAUGUAAAUAAUUUUCCUUGCUGUACAUAUUUCACGUGUAAUUCAUAUGACAUUAUAAAUAUAUAUAUUACAUCAUUUAAAAACCCGA